AUGGAAGUUCAAGUUGGAGCAGUAUCAAACAGAAGCUGUAACGAUUGCCACACAACCACCACACCUCUAUGGAGGGCUGGUCCAGAUGGCCCUAGGUCUCUUUGCAAUGCAUGUGGGCUAAGGUACAGGAAGAGGAGGAAAGCCCUGGAUAAAGGGGGAGCAAAGAAAAGCAGGAAGAGGAAUAAUAGAGCAACAAGUGAGCAUGAUGAUGAAGUGGAUUUUGGUUGCAAUAUGGAGCCUUAUACAUUACAUGGAAGAAGUCAAUUCAAGUUAAAAGAAGAAGAAGAGGCUGCUAUAUUGUUGAUGGCCCUUUCUUGUGCUUAUUAG
Messenger RNA from Arachis ipaensis, 327 nucleotides. Lineage: Eukaryota; Viridiplantae; Streptophyta; Magnoliopsida; Fabales; Fabaceae. The record is from RefSeq and is a predicted model, not a curated record.